AUGUUGUCGAAUCUUCAGCCAUUGAAGGUUUAUGCCUCGCCUAUCCACACGGCUGCUACUCCGCGCGCGAAGCAAGAGACGGCCGCGUCUGUAAGCUAUCUCGUUGAGCAACUGUGCGCGGGCUCGCAAGUACCUGAAGCGCUGAGCGUGCUAGAUCUGUGCACUGGGACCGGCUGCAUUCCGUUGCUGUUUGCAAACGAUCUGACCAGGAAAACUCGCAAUCUCAAUCAGCUUGAGGUGUUAGGUGUAGACAUCUCAGCAACGGCUGUCAGAUUGGCUCAGUCUAACCAUGAGCGCUUCAGGGAACAGGCGAACACCAAUGGAUUGGGGUUCAACACAGCUCCAAUCACUCGCCCACCAGGUGUAAAGGCGGACUCCCAAAGAGACAAACAGAAAAUCACAUUACAAGUACAGUUCGUACGUGGUAAUAUUCUUCAAGCAGAAUCAACAGCAAAGGCCAACGUUCCGAGCCUUACGCAUGUGCUGCAAGACGUCGGCCGCACGCGUUGGGACAUCCUCAUUUCUAAUCCACCGUAUAUCUCUCCUGCAGCAUUCAACAAAGACACCGCCCGGUCUGUUCGUAACUUCGAGCCGAAGCUGGCACUAGUUCCUCCAGGUUUGCCAAACAGAUCAGAUGAGGAGCAGGGAGACCUAUUCUACCCUCGUCUACUCGCCAUAGCGGAUGAUGUGCAAGCAAGGAUCGUGCUUGUCGAAGUUGCGGACCUAGCCCAGGCCGUCCGAGUCGCGAAAUUUGCCGGCCAAACAGGCUCAUGGGACGGCAUUGAAGUUUGGCGCGACGAUCCGUCCGCUACAUGGACUGAAACAAUCGAAGGCUUCAAGAUACGAGGUAGCGGUAAUGGACGUUCUGUCUUCCUAUGGAGAAGAGAGGCUGCAUGUUGGCUCCCCUUGAACCUGACAAAGUGGUCAAGGUAA
Coniosporium apollinis CBS 100218 is the source of this 933-nucleotide messenger RNA. RefSeq lists its product as uncharacterized. The transcript is spliced from 2 exons. Gene Ontology annotation, cellular component: mitochondrion. Gene Ontology annotation, biological process: methylation. Gene Ontology annotation, molecular function: nucleic acid binding; methyltransferase activity. The record is from RefSeq and is a predicted model, not a curated record. NCBI's taxonomy places the organism in Eukaryota, Fungi, Ascomycota, Dothideomycetes. Bases 1 to 933 code for a protein of 310 amino acids.